CCACGACAAACCCUAACCAACUCUCUCUCUCGCCGAACCCUUCCCACUCUCACUCUCACUCUCUAUCUAUCUCUAGCGCUCUCCACUCGAUUCCUCGCCUCUUCGUGCGCUCUCCUCCUCUCAAUUCUCCGAGCAGGCGGCAUCUGAAUUUCAAAGAAAUGGAGUCAUCCAUUACGGGCUCGUGUAGAAGAUCAAAUGAAGUAUUUAUAGUAUGAUGUCUAUUCUUGCCGUUUUGCUGGAAAACAUGGGCUGUUCCUGCAGCAGACCACACUCUUUCAACGAGGCUGAUACCGAAGAGAAUGUGCAGGCUGCAGAAAUUGAGCGCCGAAUUGCUCAGGAAACAAAGGCUGAGCAACACAUCCAUAAGCUUUUACUUCUUGGUGCGGGCGAAUCAGGAAAAUCUACAAUAUUUAAGCAGAUAAAGCUUCUUUUCCAAAAUGGCUUUGAUGCGGCUGAACUUCGAAGUUAUACAUCAGUUAUCCAUGCUAAUGUUUAUCAGACAAUUAAAAUAUUGUAUGAUGGGGCAAAGGAAUUGGCACAAAGUGAGUCAAACUCAUCAAUAUUGUAUGAUGAAGCAAAGGAAUUGCCACAAAGCGAGUCAAACUCAUCAAAGUAUGAAAUAUCUCCCGAGAACAAGGAGAUAGGAGAAAAACUAUCAGAGAUUGGAAGCAGAUUGGAUUAUCCAUUACUUACUAAGGAGCUUGCAAAUGAGAUAAAGAUUCUAUGGGAAGAUGCUGCUAUUCAGGAAACUUAUUCUCAUGGAAAUAUACUGCAAGUCCCUGACUGUGCUCAAUACUUCAUGGAGAAUUUGGAGCGAUUAUCCGAAGUUGAUUAUGUUCCAACUAAGGAUGAUGUUCUUAAUGCAAGAGUGCGAACAACUGGUGUUGUAGAGAUUCAAUUCAGCCCAGUUGGCGAGAAUAGAAAAAGUGGCGAGGUAUAUAGGUUGUAUGACGUGGGCGGGCAGAGAAAUGAGAGAAGAAAAUGGAUCCAUCUAUUUGAAGGUGUUACAGCUGUAAUAUUUUGUGCUGCCAUUAGCGAGUAUGAUCAGAUGGCUUUCGAGGAUGAGAAAAAGAACCGAAUGAUGGAUACCAAAGAACUAUUUGAGUGGGUCUUGAAUCAAGCAUGCUUUGAGAAGACAUCGUUCAUGUUGUUCCUAAACAAGUUUGAUAUAUUCGAGAAGAAAGUUCAAAAAGUACCUUUGAGUGUCUGUGAGUGGUUUAAAGAUUACCAGCCAAUGGCGUCCGGUAAGCAAGAGGUUGAGCAUGCAUACGAGUUUGUGAAAAAGAAGUUUGAAGAGCUAUACUUCCAGAGCAGCAAGCCCGACCGCGUUGAUCGUGUAUUCAAGAUCUACAGGACAACCGCCUUGGAUCAGAAACUUGUAAAGAAGACAUUCAAAUUGGUCGAUGAGACCCUGAGGAGGAGAAACCUAAUUGAGGCUGGAUUGUUGUGAGCACAGGAUCUUUCAGAUAAUGAGAUAUGAUUGCAUUUUUGCAAGCAGUUGUAAUUCUUUUAACUUGUUUUGCCUUAUUUUGUGCAUUCUGAUCGAGGAAAGAUGUCUUUAGCUGUAACUGUUACACAGAUUGCAGAUUCUUACUGGUUUAAGUUGUUGAAUGAACUUGACCAUUUUUCCAGCUGCAGCAAAGGAUUGUUACUACUAUUUACCAGCUGGAUGGUUCUCCCACUUCAUUGUAGCUUAAACCAGCAUGCAUAUUUUAGAUUUGUCGUGGAUUGCGUC
Molecule: messenger RNA, 1735 nt
Organism: Ananas comosus (pineapple)
Lineage: Eukaryota; Viridiplantae; Streptophyta; Magnoliopsida; Poales; Bromeliaceae
Product: guanine nucleotide-binding protein alpha-1 subunit
Exons: 14
Coding region: 212-1450 (412 amino acids)
Biological process (GO): adenylate cyclase-modulating G protein-coupled receptor signaling pathway
Cellular component (GO): heterotrimeric G-protein complex
Molecular function (GO): GTPase activity; G protein-coupled receptor binding; G-protein beta/gamma-subunit complex binding
Source: RefSeq, a predicted model, not a curated record